Messenger RNA from Diprion similis, 2068 nucleotides. RefSeq lists its product as uncharacterized. Lineage: Eukaryota; Metazoa; Arthropoda; Insecta; Hymenoptera; Diprionidae. Bases 804 to 1283 code for a protein of 159 amino acids. The record is from RefSeq and is a predicted model, not a curated record. The transcript is spliced from 2 exons.
CUCUCGACCAGAUGGCGACGGUGUCCUGUAUCAGCACACGUUGCCUGUUGCGACGGGGCGACCUAGGAGGGGGGAGAUUCGCAGUAUGCAUCGGUGUGGGUUAGAGUGAGUGAUAUUUCGCGAGUGUCGCUUGCCUCGCCGGGCCGCCGCCGCUGCUCGGAGGGGAUACCUCCCGCGAAAAAUCCUACCAUUUUCAGUGCUAUUUGGGCUUAAGGACGUCCUCCUCGAUCGCCAGGGGUCAGGGUAUUUAAUCUUGGUGUAUCGGGCCCGCAUAUUUCGGCCAAAUCGAGCCGGGAACCUCGCUGAAACUCCGCUUGAACAUAUAAAAAUAAAAUAAUAAAAUAGCGGCAGAGCUUAACACCGAAACGGAUUCGGAGAGGCCCCAGCAUUCGUUGUGUGCCGUGUUUCUGCUGCCUUCGCGUGCUUGCUGCUGCUGCCGCUGCUGCUGCUGUGGGCAGGCAGUCUCUGUUGCCGAGUGCCUUGGUUCAGGCCGGAAAUACUGAGUACUGUUAAAAGGACGGGGGUUACGUAUGUGAGAACAUGAUUUUAACACAUGAAAAGACGAAAAAAUUUCAAAUACCAUUUUACAAGAUGAGAAAAGAAAAAAGAAAGAAAGAAAGAUUAAAGACAGACACACACACACAGGCACGCGGAUUGAACUGAAAUUUUCUCAAAUGUAACUUCUUUUUACCGGAAUGUCGAACACUCUUUUGACAACCAUUUCGACGCCGGGACGGGGGAUUGCGAUUUAUCGUUAAACCCUGUUGCAAAAACCAAGAACGAAGAAGCCAGCACGACUACGGAUGAGGGCAGUGAUCUCUCAGGGAGCGGCGACCUGCGAACCGUCCAUAGAUAUACCUAUAGGAUAUACUCUCCUCCUCGCUACGCAGACUGGCGAUUCUGGCUGGCUGGCUGGAUGGCUGGCUGGCUGGCUGGUUGCAGACUGGAGUCUGGGACAAGGAUUCUCUCUCUCAAUAUCACGUUCUAUACUCUUCGUGUGUGUAACCGAGGACAGAGUCACACGUUCGAAAAGAGAAUUUUUCAAACCGAGACCUGCAGUUCGGGUGUAUCUCAUGCUGCAGACGACGACCAGCUGCUUCGAGGCGCAAAAUUUGAAAACUGGUUAUCCUGCCGGAGAGGAUGACGCUGUUGCUGUCUUGGGCAGCGAGGCAGAGCGUCUGAUCCAGCCUUUCAGCAGUUACUUGAUGACACUAACCCGUAGAUCCGAACUUGUGGGCUAUAUAAUUUGCACACCGCAAGCUCCUAUCUACCGGUACAUGUAGUCAGGCCGUCGAUUUGAUGACAUACAUCUUUCGGACGAAAAGACGACCAAACAAAUCAGAGUCUUACAACGAUAGAUUUCAAAUGCUUCUUCAGCUUAUAGGCGUUCUCAGAGGCGAUUCGUGAUCUCCAACAUACCUAACCACCCGAUGCAUCUCUACAACGAUGAGAACUGCAGGCUUGAUGUAUCCAGUAAAUUUUAUUAUUGUACAUGGUUUGCUUCUCGUCGAAUUUUACGCUAUGCAAUACAAGGUGUAAAAUUUUGCAGAACAAUGGCAAAAAUUCAAAAUCACCUAUUGAAUAAGACGGAAUGAUUUUCAAGUGAUCAUGUGUUGCAAGAAUCUUGCAAUCAGGGUAUAGUUACUGUCAUUUUGAAACAAACCGCAUACUCAUGAAAUGCACGCGUGACAAGUUUUAUUAUUACAUGCAAUCAAUUAUAAGGGGAUAUUGUAAGGUGGGAUUUCGAAAUUAAUUGGAAAUUUUACUUUAUAAAUUUUAUAAACUAAAUGGGGCAAGUAAAUAUUCCUCACAAAUUUUUACUGGAACUUCUUGAUUGAUUUUAUAGUAUCUUCAUUAGAAAUAGUAAUGAUAUGAUGCCUGCUAUAUCAUUUAUGUUUUAUUCAAUUUUAUAUAUAUAUAUAUGUGUCACCUUGAACUCUUGCUUUACAAUAUGAUACGUGUAUCCUUAGUUCCUAUAUAUAGCUACGCUUUUUAACCAAUCGAACUCCUUCGUAUUAUAUACUAUUUAGAGAAAAAUCCAUUCAUUGGAAAAUUUUUGUUCACUGCA